Aspergillus bombycis is the source of this 612-nucleotide messenger RNA. RefSeq lists its product as uncharacterized. The coding region runs from base 1 to 612 and encodes 203 amino acids. NCBI's taxonomy places the organism in Eukaryota, Fungi, Ascomycota, Eurotiomycetes, Eurotiales, Aspergillaceae. The transcript has 2 exons. The record is from RefSeq and is a predicted model, not a curated record.
AUGGACCCCCACCAAUCGUCAGACGCGCACCCUCGAGGCUCAACAUUGAUGGAGAUACUCCACUGGGAUAAGCUCUUUGAAUCGGAUGCGCCCCCCAGACUUGGAAUUGAAGUCGGAAGACGUCUGCCUUACACUGCCAUGUCGGCCUUUUCUGUUGGUAUGGUCAUCGGAUCAUCUCAUGGAAGUAAAAAGUCAGCAUAUCGCUUCCGUGCCGAAAACGCUCAUCGCUUUCCCACCACAUCGACCGGAUGGUUCCAAUACCACAAAACGAAGAACUACACGGCAAUUGUUGGGGGAGUCAAAGAAGGAAUGAAGAUGGGAUUAAAACUAGGCUUCGGUGCACUCGCUUUCUGUCUAUUUGAAGAAACAGUGGAUUAUGCCCGGCAUGACCGGAGAGACUUCUUGUCUACAGUGACAGCUGGGUUGUCAUUCUCUGGCAUCUAUAGUUUAUUAGCUCGUCACGAUGUUUACACUGCUGCUCGCACGACGAAACUUGGGCUGAAGCUGAGUCUGGUGUACGGAAUUAUGCAGGACGCGCUAGAAUCUUUGAAGGGCAAUCGACCAGCUUACGUUAAUUUCCUUCUGGGAAAUCGCCGGUCGAAGACGGAAUGA